CUCUCUAUUCUCUCAAUAUCAACUCCAUCAAGCUAUGGCUGACCCACUGUCAAUAAUGACUGCUUGCAUCACACUAAUUGGCGCGAUUGGGAAAACGACACAAGCCGUCACGAACUUUGUUCGAACCUGUCGCGAUGCGCGCGAAGAUCUCGCCGCCGUUAGCAGAGAGCUUUCCGAUCUGCGUAUCGUGCUCGAGCUUCUCAUCGACGAUACCGCGACCAAGGUCUCCUUGCCUGCCGCCUUUGGAAAGCAUGUCUUGGCUCUUGUCGGGAACUGCUUGGGUGUGACAACGGAGAUCGCGGGGGAGCUUGAGAAUCAUGAUGGUCGAAGUGGGCCAGCACGAUGGGCAAUGGGAGGCAAGGGGAACGUUGACCAGCUGAAGACGAUGCUCGAGACGCACAAGGGGUCGUUAAACUUGGCUCUCGAAUUGGCGAACCUUGUAUCCUCAAAAGCCAUCAAGGAUGAUACCGUCAUCAUUCGUAACGAUGCAAGUUUGAUCAAAGAGGACACAACGAACCUCUUGCGCCAGGUCUCCGACGUCACUCUACAGAUAGCGAGAAUCCGCAAAGCUGUGGGCACCAACCGGCAAAUCAAUGUAGCCAACAGCAGUACCAUUGACCUCUGGCUGGAAUCCCUCACAUCUUACGCCGAAAGCGUCUGUGACGAUUUGCUGCAAGACUUGCCACCUAAUCUGCAUGACCAAAUGCCGCCUCCGGAGGCUCAAUCAGUUGGUGGUGAGAUAUUGCUGCGUGAUAGCGCCGUCGAGGACAUUGGUCGAAUGGGCGUCACCUCGUCGGGGUAG
This is a messenger RNA of Colletotrichum phormii, 802 nucleotides long. RefSeq lists its product as uncharacterized. The transcript is spliced from 3 exons. The record is from RefSeq and is a predicted model, not a curated record. Bases 35 to 802 code for a protein of 255 amino acids. Lineage: Eukaryota; Fungi; Ascomycota; Sordariomycetes; Glomerellales; Glomerellaceae.